AUGGCAGCCAGUUUGUCUGCGACUUCUCUUUCUUUGAUAUCUCAGCGACCCAAAUCGCCGAUUCUUGAUUUUGAAGACAAAAACUGCUGCUUCUGGACUCGACCAAGUUGCUACACGAAGCAAAGCAACAUAAUCAGAAAUGUAAGUGGAAGUAGAAGCAGAAAAGGUGCGAGUCUUGUCUCUGCCUCACUGUCUACUAUUUCUGGGAAAUCAGCUUCCAUCGUACCUGCAUUCAAUGAGUUGAUUGAAUCCUUGAUUAAUAAGGUGGAUUUGUCAGAAUCUGAGGCUGAAGCAUCAUUAGAUUAUUUACUGGAUGAUGCUAGCGAGGCCUUGAUCAGUGCUUUCUUGGUACUGCUGAGAGCCAAGGGAGAGACUUUUGAAGAAGUUGUUGGAUUGGCAAGGGCUAUGUUUAAGCAUGCCAGGAAGGUGGAAGGGUUAGUUGAUGUUGUGGAUAUUGUUGGAACUGGUGGUGAUGGUGCAAACACCGUAAACAUUUCCACUGGAGCGUCAAUACUUGCUGCUGCUUGUGGUGCUAAAGUAGCCAAGCAAGGGAAUAGAUCAAGUUCUUCGGCAUGUGGAAGUGCUGAUGUAUUGGAAGAACUUGGGGUAGUAAUUGACUUGGACCCAGAGGGUGUAUCAAGAUGUGUAAAUGAAGCUGGAAUCGGCUUCAUGAUGUCGCCAAAAUACCAUCCUGCUAUGAAGAUCGUUAGCCCUGUAAGGAAGAAACUGAAAAUCAAAACCAUCUUCAACAUAUUGGGUCCUAUGCUGAAUCCUGCACGUGUUCCCUUUGCUGUUGUUGGUGUAUUCCAUGAAGACUUAGUAUUGAAAAUGGCUAAAGCAUUGCAACGCUUUGGCAUGAAGAGAGCAUUGGUUGUUCAUUCAGAGGGCUUGGAUGAAAUGAGUCCCCUUGGACCUGGAGUAGUAUAUGAAGUCAAACCCGAAAAGAUUUCAAAAUUUUCAUUCGAUCCAUUGGACUUUGGCAUUCCGCGCUGUACAUUACAUGACUUGCGAGGCGGAGGCCCUGAUUACAAUGCAGAAAGUUUAAAACGUGUAUUGUCAGGGGAGAAAGGCGCCAUUGCUGAUGCUAUUGUCCUAAAUGCAGCAGCUGCUCUCUUUGUCAGCGGCCGUACUAAUAGCUUAGCAGAGGGAGUGGUUUUGGCUCGAGAGACGCAAUUAUCAGGGAAAGCUCUUAACGCACUUAAUUUAUGGAUAGAGACUUCUAAUAAAGUGAAAGAAGAUUAUGUUGCCAAGGUCGUCUGA
Molecule: messenger RNA, 1260 nt
Organism: Dovyalis caffra
Lineage: Eukaryota; Viridiplantae; Streptophyta; Magnoliopsida; Malpighiales; Salicaceae
Source: the annotation of a GenBank genome assembly